Dromiciops gliroides (monito del monte) is the source of this 3851-nucleotide messenger RNA. RefSeq names its product immunoglobulin superfamily containing leucine rich repeat 2 (gene ISLR2). The record is from RefSeq and is a predicted model, not a curated record. The coding region runs from base 167 to 2314 and encodes 715 amino acids. NCBI's taxonomy places the organism in Eukaryota, Metazoa, Chordata, Mammalia, Microbiotheria, Microbiotheriidae. The transcript has 2 exons. Gene Ontology annotation, molecular function: protein binding.
CUCACACGGCUGGUGCCUGAGGGGGCAUCUUUGUGUGUAGACUUGGCCCCGGCACCUCCCUGGAAACCAGGAUCGGCAUCCGGGGCAUAAGGGACUGGAGGGCCCCCGGGGUGUAUGGAGGGGGACAGAGGUACACUACCGGGGGCUGGACGAAGGAGGCGACACGAUGGCGGCGUCUGUGCUGGGCCUGUGGCUGCUGUGGGCGCUGCUGGGGGCCGCCCAGGGCUGCACCGAACCCUGCGCCUGCGUGGACAAGUACGCGCACCAGUUCGCCGACUGUGCGUACAAAGACCUACAGGAGGUGCCGUCAGGGCUCCCUGCCAACGUGACCACGCUUAGCUUGUCUGCCAACAAGAUCACCUCUUUGCGUCAGGGUGCCUUCGCUGAAGUCACGCAGGUCACUUCUCUGUGGCUGGCCCACAAUGAGAUCAGCGCCAUCGAGCCAGGUGCCCUAGCGGUCCUGGUCCAGCUGAAGAACCUGGACAUCAGUCACAACCAGAUCGUUGACUUCCCCUGGGCGGACCUGCGCAACUUAAGCGCCCUGCAGCUGCUCAAGAUGAACAAUAACCGCAUGGCGGCGCUGCCGGCCGACGCCUUCCGCAACCUGCGCGACCUGCGCUCUCUGCGCAUCAAUAACAACCACUUUAGCUUCAUAGCCGAGGGCACGUUCGAUGCGCUCACUUCGCUGUCCCACCUGCAGAUUUACAAUAACCCCUUCGACUGCACCUGCCGCCUUCUGUGGCUCAAGGCGUGGGCGGAGAACACUCUCAUCUCCAUCCCGGAGCGCGAGUCCAUCACGUGCGCCUCGCCUCCAGACCUUAAGGGGGUCCCCCUGGGUAGCCUCCCAGCGCUGCAGUGCGCACCGCCCACCGUGCGCCUUAGUUACCAGCCCAACGUGGAUGGAGCGGAGCUCCAGGAUGGCCUGGCCCUGGCCCUGCACUGCGUCGCCACCGGCCACCCGGUGCCCCAGAUCCAGUGGCGAAUCGAGACGGCCGGCGGUGCGCUGCUCAUCGAGCGACCCAACGCCAACGAGGCCGGGGAGGAGACACCCCUGCUUUCUCCACAGCGCUUCCUAGCCUUCUCCAAUGGCACCUUGCUUAUCCCGCACCUGAGCAAGAAGGAAGAGGGCACCUAUACAUGCCGGGCAAACAACGAGCUGGGCAGCAACGAGACUUCAGUGAGCGUGGCCGUGGCCGGGCCGCAGAAAUACCCCCCGGCCUCCCCCAGAGGUGAGCUCCCGGGCCUAGGUAGCAAAGGCUCAGGAGGAGAUCGCAAAGCGUCUGGCAAAGGAUAUGGCAAUAGCGUUCUGACCUCCAAGAGCGAGGAGAGGACCAAAAGUCGUGGUCCCUGGGGAGGACAGGGCAGGGCAUCAGCUGCACGGACCUCGGGGGUCCCGGAGGAUGUGGAGGUGGAGGCGGAGGCAGAAGAAGAAGAUCCCUUUCGGCCACCGCCAUUUGAGCGGCGCUGUGGCCAAAAGGACCCUACAAUGUACGUGUCCAACCACGCCUUUAACCAGAGCGCCGACCUUAAGCCCCACGCCUUCGACCUGGGCGUGAUCGCACUGGACGUGGCCGAGCGAGAGGCCAAGGUACAGCUGACCCCGUUCGCGGCCAGGCCAGAGAAGCGGCACCUGCGAAUGCUCUACCUGUGCGCCGAGGGCGGCCACGCAGUAGUGCAGUGGUCCCGGAUCGAGGAGGGUGUCAAUUCCUAUUGGUUUCAAGGCCUGAGCCCCGGCACCAACUACUCAGUGUGCCUCACGUACGUAGGCGAGGCCUGCCAGGUGCAAGUCGUGUUCACCACCAAGAAAGAAGUGCCCUCCCUAGUCAUUAUCGUGGUGGUCAGUGUCUUCCUUCUGGCGCUGGCCACCGUGCCUCUGCUGGGGGCCACGUGCUGCCAUCUUCUCUCCAAGUACCAGGGCAAGAACUACAGGCUCAUCAUGAAGGCGCAGAACCCUGACCAGAUGGAGAAGCACAUCGCCGCCGACUUCGACCCCCGUGCUUCCUACCUGGAGUCGGAGAAGAAUUACAGCCCCACAGACUCUGGUCCCGGGGUGGGGGAGGGGACUGGACCCGGGAGCAGGGCUGGGACACGGGGAGGGGAGGAGGACGAGGAUGAUCAGGAAGAGGAAGAGGUGGGCGGAGGACUGGAGAGGGACGAGAGCCUAGUGGCAGGCUCCCUUCCUGAGUCCCAGUCCAAGGCCAACCAGGAGGAGUUUGAGGCUAGCUCGGAGUACAGCGACCGGUUGCCGCUGGGGGCUGAGGCUGUUGAUAUCGCCCAGGAAAUUAAUGGAAACUAUAGGCAGACAGAACGCUGACUUUCUUCUCCCCUCCUCCCCAUCCUUUCCACCUCCUCAAUUCCUGCCCCCAACCUCAGAGAUUGGGAACCAUAAGAAAACGGGGGGGGGGGGGGAGGGAAAAGACACCAUCUAAAGCACUUCACGUUAACAGUAUAAAUAAGAUUGCCCGGGGAUACUGACCUAAAACUCUCGGGCGUGCAGUCGAAUAGCGGGGAAGAGUUCCUCCUUUCUUUCCAUUCGGAUGUCCCCCGUCCACUCCCGGAAGGCUAAGCCCCCCCCCCCAACCCCGGGAGCCCUUCUGAUUGAACCAUUCCUCCCUAUCUCAUUUCUAGCGCUUUCCUUUUGGAGCAGGUGGACUUAUUCCCUAAGGACCUGGGCCCUACACCUUUUGAAUUUUAAAAGAAAAAGAAAAAAAAAUACCUUUCUUUCCUUCCAUGAUUUUGAAGGGAACAAAAACCUAAGUUCCGUGUUCUUUUUCCAUCUCCACCUCAACCCUUUGUAACACAAAGAAACGGAAGGGGGCUUGGAGACUGGGGCAGGUUACAACUCACUACUCCUUUUGAUUUUAAGAUUUGUGUUAUUUUUUAAAAAGGAAAAUCAAGACGCUAUUGGAUCUGGUGCUAACACCCCGCUUCCCAGCCUGAUGGGAAAUAAGGGCCUCUCCAUUCAUUCAUUCAUUCAUUCAUUCCCUGUGUUCCUGUCUCAAUUCCCCGCCCCCACCCCACCCUUGCCCUGGCUCUCUCUCCCUUCUUUCCCUCAAUACCGGGACUCUAUCCGAUCACGUCCCACUCUCCAGAAAUUUGUUAGUUAGCUCCUACUGUGUAUUUCGUUGUAACUGUUUUUGGGUUUCAGGAGGUCUUAGCGCUGGACAGAUCCAGUACCUGCUGAACUCACAGGCCCCAACUCAGGAGACUACUUAAAGGUCCCUGAACUAGGACCGUUGGGAACGGAGAAAAGAACGAGUUUAGAAAGAGUCCCCAAAACACCCCCUCCCCUCUCGCGUCCCUUAACCUGGGAAUCAACUUGAUGUGAAAUAGACUUUGGGUCUCCCAUACUAAGCCCAUAGGAGAAAGGCGAACGAUAGAGGUUAAAGGUCCCUUUACGCAAGUGCAAACGUCUUUGUACUUGUGGUUUGGACUAAUCUUCAACCGUGAGUGCUUUAAAUUUGUUCGGCACAAAAUAUCUGUAUAUAGAAAUGGAUCAAAGACAGAGAAACGAAUCUCAGUUCUUUUGUGGUUCUCGGCGUCCCUCCCCACCCUUCUCCCCCCAUUCCUCCGAAUGGAUGUGAUAUUCCCUACCGAGAACCGUAUUUGAGAAAUGUGUAUUCCUAAACUAGCGUGACUUCUAGAAACAAAAGUAUGUGGUCCUGUUCAUUGUAAACCUGUAGUAUUUAGCAGGGGCUGGGAGGGGGGGAGGGGAGGGAGAGGGGGAGGAGAGGAAUAAGACUGCUGCAGAGACUACCCGGGUCUAACUCAGCCUUGCUAGUCCUCAGCCCCGAAAGCGCUCCCGGGUCUAGCUUUCCUUUCUUUUUUUAAAAGAAAGAAUUGGAUCUCUU